Crotalus tigris (Tiger rattlesnake) is the source of this 1779-nucleotide messenger RNA. RefSeq names its product chromosome unknown C3orf62 homolog (gene CUNH3orf62). The transcript has 3 exons. Bases 930 to 1673 code for a protein of 247 amino acids. NCBI's taxonomy places the organism in Eukaryota, Metazoa, Chordata, Lepidosauria, Squamata, Viperidae. The record is from RefSeq and is a predicted model, not a curated record.
GGAUUUCUAGAGGAAGCAAAAGUUCAGGAAAUUGUAUUAAAAACCUUAAGAGAAUUUGGGAUAUAAAAUUGUUGAGGCAACACAAUAUUAAAUUGCAGAUGAGCACUUUAAAAAAAGAACUGUUAAAAUAUACACACUUAGAUGUGCCAUUAAUACGUCUAAUAGCAAUUAUGAUCAAUCUUUCUCCAAAAUUGCUGAGAGGAUCGUUUAUGAUUUCUCUUUUCCUUUCUCUUUAUAAUAGUCUGAUAAAUAAUGAUUGGGUCGGGUUGUCUCAACAUGUUUAGUGCCUGAUGGAAAAUAUGAAGCCAUGAUUUCUUGGUCAAAGUUUGUAUUUUCUGAAUUAACUUCCAGACAUAUUUUAGGUAGACUUAGAGAAAACUAAAAUUUCUCUGUGUGUUUAUACUAUACUUAGAAGUAGAUCUGUUGUAAAGGUAUGCACUCCUACUUAGUCAUAGCUGUUCAGCAAAUCAUUUUAUGAGGGAGAUAGGUAUCCUCCAAAUACAGGGGGAAAGAGAUUAUCAAUAAGAAUGUGGUAUGGCUAUGAUCAGAUAAGAGUUAAGCCAAAAAACUUGGUUAAUAAUGCACUACCUCUGUUUAAUGAAGGUUUGUAAGUUAUCUGCUCCCCAAACUGCUAUUAUUUGGAUUUUUAUAAAUCAGUUGUUGCAGUUUUCACAGUCUAUGUUAUAAAGUGUGGUUUGCACAAACCCCAAAUGGUCUCUGUCUCUCCAAAUGCAGUGUGCAUUUAAGCUAAAAUAACAUCAUAUCCUCAUUGAAAAAAUGGUUUGGUUUACUAUUGUGUUGAAAGCCAUGGCUUAGUGUAAAGUGUAAAUCCUUCCAAUUUUAUAUUUAAAGAUGAAAGACCAAUCAAAGGAGUACUAGUCUACUAGUUUUAGGAAGGACUGGCAGAAAUAUUACCUUUAAAUAUUUACAUGUUUGCUCCAGUUACAACUUUCUAUAAGCAAUCAGACUUCUGGACAAUUAGCUAUUUUUCCCUUUCAGGUGAGAUGUCUGAAAAGUUAAGUAGGUGCCGUAAGGAGCUAGCAGCAGCUAUUGAUCGAGCAAUGGAAGAUCUCUCCAUUCCUUUCCUUCCUUCCCAAGAUACCAGCAACAACCAGGACUCUGAUUUGCCAAUAGUGCAGCUUUCUACACCCCCUAAUGCAGAUAUCUUUAAUUCUAAGGGAGAGGUAAUAUCUCCUACCGUGUAUUGCCCCCAGCCAUCUUCAGCAGUUUCUUCUCCUCCUGAAAAAGAGAAUCCCCUCUUUAGGUCAAAUCUCUUUCCAGUGACGGUAACCUCCAGUAUUCCAUGUACCAAACGGGAACCAUUGAUGAGCAAGGAAAAUACAUGGUUGCACCCACCCAUUUUUAUGGCUGACAAGCAGUAUUUUAUCAGCCUGCAAGACAGUGAGAAAUGGAAGAAAGGACAAGUAAGCAAAAUUGAUGAACGAUCCAUGAAGUCAGAAACAAACAUAAUUUCCUGUGAUGUUCCUCCAGAGAAUCCAAAGGAUCAGGAAGAUAUGUCUGCUGAUGAAGCCUCAGCUGUCCACCUGGGUGAGAGGAACAAUUUCAGAAAGGUCCUAGAACACAGCCCAGAAGAUGAAGCUAUCAUUGAAACCUUGUUGGAUAUGGAAGAAGAAUACAGAUUGAACAGCUCCACCUUGCACCAGCUGCACUAAGCAGGUGGUAUAAAGUGUGAGCUAUUUUACAAUUUGGUAGUAACAUUUUAAACCAUGCAAGCAAUCCUGACCUUUGCCAGAUACACAAUUAAAGAAACCAACUUUG